Molecule: messenger RNA, 1957 nt
Organism: Umbelopsis ramanniana AG
Lineage: Eukaryota; Fungi; Mucoromycota; Umbelopsidomycetes; Umbelopsidales; Umbelopsidaceae
Exons: 7
Coding region: 99-1664 (521 amino acids)
Source: RefSeq, a predicted model, not a curated record
GCAUCGCCACUAGGCAGGGUUAGUCAAAGCUGCAUCUGUCACGUGGUUUGACUUUCGGACCUGGGCUCAGAGAAAAAAGGCGGGCAGGCAGUUUCACUAUGGCUGUCCCCCCCCCAUCCAGCCAGUCUUCCCUUACUAUUAACAGCAUCGACUGCCUUGAAUCCCCCUCGGUGGGACACACAAUUGGUAACGAUCGUCAAAAUCAAGGCGCUCUCGAGGCGGGCCAAAGCGAAAAUCACAAUAAACACAGAGAUUCCUUUUUUUUUUUUUUCUCGCUCUCUCUCUUUUACCCUUGUCCUUCUUCUCUCUCCUUUAAGGUCCUCAGUUGCCCUUUUUUAUCCAUCAUGAUGGCCGUGAAAGCUGACUACUUACUGAGCUUACGCUCAGUACGUGAGCAGACCAAGCAGAUGCAGCACAUCGUUCAAUCAGGCAGGUUACAGCAUUUUGACAUCGAUCUAGGGAAAAUGGAAGAAGUUGUACGAUUUGUCACGUUGCUGGUCAAGCGAGACUUUGACGAUCCGAGCGAUAUGCCAUCGCAUUCAAGAUGGAGACACUUUGAAGUGGGUGGAAAGCCAAGAAUAAAACAGCUGGAGUCCUCUUGGGCAUCAGUGACUCCAACAGAGAAGGCUAAACGUCUUAUUGACCUGUGUGUUAUGAGUGUACUACUUGACGUAAAUCCUCUGCAUCACUGGGCGUACCAAGAAAAAUCAACCGGAAGAACUCACAAGCGAACCGAGGGGAUUGCUAUUGCUGUACUUGAUCUUUUCAAGUCUGGUCUCUUUUCUAGUGAUCCUGGUGAUCCUAAUCGCGUCGAUGCAUCGGCAUUAGCAGACUUGACUCUCGACGACUUGGCCAGCGGAUUUCAGUUGAAUGCAAAAAAUACUUUGAUUGGCCUCGAAGAUCGAAUCAAUCUGAUACAACAUGUCACGGAAACAAUGAAGGAUUAUUCCAACAUUUUUUCGGGUAAUGAUAAGUCAUCUUCUCGACCUGGAAAUAUGCUAGAUUACAUCUUGUCGCAUCCUUCCACCGUUCGUUCAAGUAAAGGUACUGUGAUUCAAAUGGAGACGCUAUGGUCUGUGGCUAUCUUGCUGGGAGAACUAUGGGCACAAGGCUCACCGGUUGAAGGAAGAUCGGUUGGCGAUGUGUGGCCAUGCGAAGCGUUGAGAUCUGCUGGCUUUUCGGAUCCCUAUGUGCCCUUCCACACCACCACCCAAUGGCUUUGCUACUCCAUCGUUGAAGUACUUGAAACUCAACUCGGUAUCACAGUGGAUGGCAAAGAUCAACUCACUCCACUGACCGACUACCCUAAUGGUGGCUUGCUUCUGGAUACCGGAUUUCUUACCUUGAAAAAAGGAGAUCUGGAGUCGGGUCUGUCCAACUACCGACGUAACUCUCUGUUACCGGGGCAACCCAAGAUGGAAGUCACCCCCAUGUUUGAUAUUAGCGACCCUGUGGUUAUUGAAUGGCGAGCGCUGACUAUCACCUAUAGUGAGAUGAUAGCGUCUAAGGUGCGCGACAAACUCAAAUCCAGGAAGAACUUGUCAUUAUCACAAAUCCUCGAAGGAGGCAUCUGGAACGCUGGACGGGAGCUGGCGGAGAUUUCUAGGCCAAAUACUCAAGAGCCGCCUAUCGUUAUUAAAAUCGAGAAGAACACCAUGUUCUAGGCAUACCUGAUCUACCUAUUAUUACUAGCGAUAAACUAGUAGGCAUUUUUUUUAUGAUUUGAGAGACCAUAUCUCCUUCAAAAAAUUUGUGUACAACAGAACUACUUAGCAUGAUGUGGAGAACGGUAUUCUAUGAACGGUGAUAUCCAUUUUUUUUUCUCACACACACGUUCCAUAAUAAACGCAUCCAUUACCAACAGCGUAUGGCGAGCACCUUGGCUGCUUAUCGUUUUGCGUGAUCACAGCCGAACGAGGUAAAUUGUCUCAUGCAUCACAAAAGCUGUUGUCUGACU